Coffea arabica (coffee) is the source of this 1170-nucleotide messenger RNA. NCBI's taxonomy places the organism in Eukaryota, Viridiplantae, Streptophyta, Magnoliopsida, Gentianales, Rubiaceae. The record is from RefSeq and is a predicted model, not a curated record.
AUGAAUACUGGUUUAAUUAGGGAAAUUAUCUUAUAUCUUGAGGUCUCAUUCCAUGAAAUCUUAGUUCAACAACUAGACUAUGAUCCAUAUAAAAUUAGUGAUGAUGAAAGAACUGAUGGCUGUGGAGUGAAUAAUACAGCUAAUGAUGACCAUAGAGGGGAAGGAAAUAGCAAUGGAGCUGAUGGGGAAAAAAACAAUGAAUGUGAUUCAGGGAGUGAAUCUUUCUUCUCUGCAGUGGAUUCGGAUUAUAGUAUGAUUGAUAUGACUGGUGAUGAUGAUAAUGAGUUCCAUGAAAAUGUAGAUGACAUUGCAGAAUGGUUAGGUGUAGAUCACCAUAAGAUUGGUGUGCAAAAUAAGACAACCGAAAUUGAAAAAGAUGAUAGUUUGGUGAUGCCCGAAGAUAUAGAUGUUGCCCCUGAUUCUGAAUCUGAUUUUGAGAUUGUCCAUGAAUCAGAUGAAGAAAUAAAUACGAGUGAAAAUAUUGUGUUCAACCCAAAAGACAUGGAUAAUCCACAGUUGAAAUUACAAAUGUUAUUUAGUAGUAUAAAAGAAUGCAAGUUGGCUGUGACUAAUUAUAGUAUUAGACAAGAUGAGGGUAGUGUGCAAAUCAAGACAAUUGAGGACACUCAUACAUGUGGUUUUACCUAUGACAAUUCAUUAGUAAAUUCUAGAUGGGUUAGUAGAAAAUAUGCUGAGGAGUUUAGGACUAAUCCAAAGGUGAAUAUGGAGCACUUUAGGAAGACAGUAAUGAGGGAAAAUAAAUGUUCUUUCUCCAAAAAACAAACAUAUAGAGCUAGAAAUAGGGCUUUUAAGAUUAUUCAUGGCAGUGAAAGUGAUCAAUAUGGCAAGUUGGGAGCAUACAUGAAUGAAAUUCAGAAAUCCAACCCUGGUAGCUCCAUCAUUUUGAAGACUGUGGAUGAAUCUACAAGUGUAGCAACACAACAACAGAGGUUCCAAAAGCUGUACGUGUGUUUCAAUGGAGUGAAACAAGGAUUUUUAGAUGGUUGUAGGCCUUUGAUUGGAGUUGAUGGUACAUUUUUGAAAGGGUCAGUUGGGGGAGUUCUAUUGAUAGCUGUUGGAUUCGAUGCUAACAACAGCAUCUAUCCAGUUGCAUAUGCCAUAGUAGAGGGAGAAAACAAAGAAUCUUGGGCAUGGUUCUUAAAUUGCUAA